GUGGUGAGGUUUGGAACCACUAAUCCGGUUGUACACUUAUCACCAUAAUGGAAUUGCGUAGUGGGAAGACCAUUAGCUCCUAUACCCCUGAGCAGCAAGAAAAGAUGGCCGCCCUAGUGAGAGAAAACAAAGAGAGGAAGGAGCUGGAGAAGCAGGCGAAGCUAAGGGCUAUCGCAGAAGAGAAGGCGGCUAAGAUGAAGAGGUUGGAGGAGGAGAUGAAGAGAGUUCAACAGGAGGAGGAAGAGAGGAGAAAGGAUGCUGAGGAAGAAGCGGCAGCAGAAGAGGAAAAAGAGAGGAUGCGUAUUGAAAGUAGAGAGGGGAGUAGUGGCACGAAGAAGGAUGCAGACGCAGAGAUGGAGAAGAAGAUAAGUGAGUGGGUCGCUAAUUUAUCGUCGGGAGAAGACGAGGAGGCAGAGUCAUAUGUGACUCAUGAUGAGAGAGAUGCGCUAGCCAACGAGCUAGCAACCAUGGCGGAUCCUAUGGAACGGCGAGAAAGGGAGGAGGAACAGAAGUUGGCAUGGAAGUUAAGGAUGAAGAGGGAGAAGAAGAGGAGGAGAGAGGAAGUAAACAAACUGACCGCAGAGGUGGCAAAGGUGCAGGAGUGUAGGAAAGAAGUGGAGGCGCAGGCAGAUGACAAGGCCAAGUGGGAUAAGAUAUUAGGGUACCUAGAGGUGCUGGGCACAACAUGGAUGCAGGAGCGCCAAGCCAGUUGGAGACAGGAGGUAGCCGUGAGUGCCAUGGGGUCGGGAUUUAGAGAUUUUGCGCGCGACAUAGUUACCCACAUUGGGGUUGAGGUCAGGCAGAUAAGGGACAAUGUAGGAAAGUUCUGCGAGGGCGCCAUUGAAGGUGCCAAAACAAUAGUUGCUGUAGGACCGGGCGCACAGGGGGUUGGCGGCCAAGGAAACCGCCAAGUGGGAGGAACGGGUCAAGGUCCCCCGCCAAAUCGUCAAGGUUCUAAUCGGCGAGAUGGGGUGACCGUGGGCUUGAGGGUGUCGGUCAUCUAUCACGAGACCGAGUCAUCAACUGGGACCGAGACAAGGGAGGAACAGCACAACGAGAGAGACUCAGGUGGGGAGAGCGAGAUGAGUGAGGCAGACCGGGAAACUGACCUCAGGGGAAAGAAAAAGGCUGAAAGUGAGGAAAAUGACGACGAUGAUGAUGACAAUAAAAAUCAUGGUAAGAAGGGGGAUCGUCCAGAACUAAAAGGAAUGGCAAGAAUAGUGACGGAGGAAACAGAGAGAGGAGAAAAUAUGAUGAGCGUCCUAAAAGGAGUUUUGUCUGCUACUAUUGUGGUGAAGGAGGUCACACUACCACCUAUUGCAAGUAUUGAGGAGGAUGUAAGGAGUGGGGUAGCAAAGAAAGAUGCAAUGGGCCAUGUCUGUGAUAGCUCAUGGAAUAAGUUGGACCCCAGACAUCCGGGAGAUAUGAGGCUUCUUGCUCUUAAACACGAUGAGAAGAUGAAGAUUAAAAAGAAGAGAAAGACCAAUGUGAAUGUUCAUUUCCUCAUUGGAGACUUGCCUGAUGAACAGGUACAAAGAGCAAGUGACCCUUAUACCAUGAUUGAGCUGUCUCUGCAGUCCUUAACACAUACAGAGUGUGAGCCUAGUGAGGCAUCAACAACGUUCUCGCGUGCUGGAGAGCAGGGCGGCGAGAGGCGUUUCAAGUUAGGGGACGGCCUGCUCACAAAAGAAGACCUGGAAAUGUUGAGACGGGAUGAGUUCUCCACGGUAGGGGCCUUUGCCACAGCAUUUGAGAAGAUGGCAAAGAAAGUCCCAGGGCUGGCAGAAGAAGAACAGUGUGCCACUUUCCUGGGGCACUUUAAGAAUUGGGAAGCCUCGUCGCUUACCAAGAAAGCUGCGUCAGGAAAAAAACUGACUUGGGGUGCCAUAAAAGAAGGCGUGCUAGAGGUAGAGUUGGACCAGGUAGACAUCUUCCAGAUGAAACAGGCUAGGAAGAAAAGGAAGACUUUGGAUACUAUCGCUGGUGAUGGGCGCAACUUCAAGCUAAUGAUAGAAGAGGCUGUGGCCCAGCACGAUGCAGAGAAGGAGGCAAGAAAGAAGGCUAUGACGGCGCCACAAGCCCAAGGGAAAGGAAAGAAGGUGGUAGUGUUAGAGGAGGAGGAGGAAGAAGAAGAAGAGCCUGAACCACAAAAGUUGACAAAGGCUCAAAGGAAGGCAAGGAACACGACUCAAGGGGGGCAAGGCUCAGGAAAAGGUCAAGCCCUGCAGGCUGUAGCGGCGCCACCCCCUGAAUCGUCUAGUCAAGCCGCACCAGCACCCUAUGGGUCAUGGCCAGGUUGUGGACCUCCCAGUCAUUGGCAUGGGCACUGUUCAUGUGCACCAUGGCUAACGGGUGGGCCGCAUGGAUCAUAUGCCGGAGCGCCAAUGAGUACGGCUUCCUGUGGAUGGCCGGGACCCCAGUCUCAACAGGUGAGUCACUCGAACCCACCGCCAAACCAACCUCAGCAGUUGGCCCCACAAGGAUCACAAGGGAAUCAAGGUGGUGGACGAGGACAAAAUCAAGGAUGGGGCCGAGGGCGAGGAAAUGGUGGCCGCGGGGGAUAUGGGAGAGGAAACGCGAACAGUAACUCCCGGAGAGGAGGAAGUGACGGGUGGAACGGUGCGGGGAGUCAGAGUGACCAGCAAGGUGGUGGAGGAUAUGGAAGAGGAAGGGUAGAUUGGAGAAAUGCCAUCUGUUGGCAUUGUGGCCAGAAGGGCCACACAAUUAAGUUAUGUCAGGUCCGAAAGAGUGAUGAAAAGGAUGGCCUGAUGAGCUCAAGCUAUGAUGGUGAUUUUUUCGACAUGUACGGUGAGUGCAUAGACCCGAGAAUCCCAGGAGGGAUAAGGGAAGAAGCUCUGCGGCGUGCAAAUGCCCCAGCUCCACCAGCUCCUCCGGCCGCUUUCCGUAUUUGGCAGGAAGUAGAAGACCGUCAGGGUGUGAGGAUAGAGGAGAUAAGCGAGAAUGAAGAGGUUGAGCAGAGAUUGAGGGCUGGCACCAAAAAGGAGGAGCCUAUAGUGGUUGAAUCUGACGACGACGAGCAGGAUGGUGGCCACGGCAGGGCAAGAGACACGAUGGAGAGAAUGGAGGACCUGCUGGCAAAAAUCGGGAGGUACCAGGAUAAGCUGACCACUCUUUGUGAGGAGGUCAACAGGUGGAAAGGAGAGUUACCAUUGGUGUACCUCAUCGAUUCAGGCCCAGGGGCACAAGGCGGAUGUGGAAAUCUGCCCGGAGUGACUGUCACGGCGCCAACUCCUAGGUCUGGGAUGACCUUCAGGCCGCCGUCAAGAGCCGGAAGGGCGGCUUUGGCAGCACGUACUAGAUCGAAGGGAGCGCCCGACUCAAGCCAGCCCACUCAGGACAGCCCGGGACCCAGUGGAGAGAAAGAGAURGUAGAGAUUCCAGARKAUGACGAGGACGAGGAUGAAAAGUUGAGGAAGGAAGAGGACAAGAAGGCUGAAGAGAGAGCCAAAAAGAGGGGCGCCAAAGCGAGCRCUGAUAAAGAGCAGGAGGGAAAGAAGAGAAAGUAUAAGGUCAGAAUGGAGGAGGGGUUUGACGUGGAAGGAAUGGUCGAUCGACUCCUUGAGGGCCAUAACGACCUAAUGAACUUAAAGGAUAUCCUCACUUCCGCUCCAAAAUUGAGGGACGAGCUGAAGGCUCGAUUGUCCAGAAGGUUAGUAGCAAAUGUGCGCUUGGGAACCAUUAUCCCCAAGGAAGCGGAAUGGGCAAAGACAGGCACGAAGAUGGAUUGGAAGUCCGUCGCUUGUGGAUGCUUGGACGUAGUAGUAAAAGGAAAAAUGUGCACGGCAAUGGUGGAUACUGGGGCGGAAAUGAACCUCAUAAAAGAGGAGCAUGCUUUAUGCCUGGGGAUGGAGAUUGAUCGCUCCGAUAAUGGAGUUUUAAUGGGAGUGAAUAGUCGGUCUGUGUUCAUAGGGACCGCAUCGAGAGUGGUUUUGGAGAUUGGCAAGGUUAAAGUGAGAAGCUGUUUCUUUGUGAUGCCCGAUCUCGAYCAUCCCAUCCUAUUGGGCCGAUCCUUUUUGAGCCGAACGGAGACCGUCAUACUGAAUAAGCAUGAUGGGACAAUGUUCCUCGUCUUAUGUGACCCGAUAUGUGGCAWCUAUGAGGUUAUCACAUGCAAAAAUACGGGGCCACGAAGUAUAAGGAAUAAGCCCAAUCCUAGCUCUUUCACGAUUGAGGAAUCGGAAGAAGAAAGGAAGAGGCUAGGAGGAGAUGAGUUUGAAGAAGAAAGGAAUCCGGAAGCACCGACUCUUAGCCUGACCAAUAUAGGCGAUGCUAUGGACAUAGUGUCAACCUAUGGGAUGGCGGACAUGGAGGCCGUAGAGGCCUUGAGAGAAAAGGUGAUGGAACAGAUGGGUGAAGGAGAGGUGGAGCUGGUAUAUCGGACGCCCGGAAAGAGAGGAGGAUCGGCAGGAGCCCAACCCCUGAGUGCAACUCGGCCUUUUUUAGGGGUGGGCUCAAGCAAGGGUCACAAAGGCUGAAAUAAGAAUAGAGCAGACGAAUUGAGUCGAGUCGACUGGGACAAAAAUAAUCAAGGAGUGAUCGAGGAUACUCCGCCAGUCGACGGGUUUCUGGACACUGAGGAGGAUGUGAGACUUCACAUCAACUCCUGGUCGAUGGUCGUGGGUAACUACGUUCCUCCUGGGCAACCUGUGUGGCUCUCGCCUCCAGGACAUGUACGACGGCCAGACCUAGUCUUUAAGCCUUUCAUCGAAGAGGACUCGUGGGGGAUGUCAAACGUGCAGUGGAUGAUGGAUCUGGCCUUAGCAGACAAAUACCAGUUGCACGAAGACCUACUCGCAAUGGAAAAUGGGGCGCAACAGGUAGAAGGGCACGAGACGUCGAUAGGUGGGAUAUACCUCUUGGCAAAUGCUAUGCUUGAAGACGAGGUGGCAAGGAUUGGGGAUCAAUGGCAAGGUGAGAAUGAGAAUGUAGUUCACGAAGGAGAGGACGACGAUUUUGAAGAGGGAAAGAUAAAAGAGGCUUUUCGCAUGGAGGAGUAUGACGGGAUAUAUCUGGAAUUAGGAAUGCUCCUUUCGUGCGAAAUGAGAGAAAGAGAUGCGUGCGAGGAUGUCCUCAAGAUGCGACCAAACUUCUUGGUAAGGGAUGACCAUCUAUUUAUGAGGAGUAAAGGGAAGACUCCAAGAAGGGUAGUUUGUGGCAUCGCUCGUCAGAUCGACGUCAUAGCUGCUCUACAUGAUGGUAAGGCAGGUGGCCAUAGGAGUAAGGAUACAAUUUUCCUCAAAAUACACGAGCUAUACUAUUGGGAUGGUAUGGGACGAAUGAUCAACGAUUAUUGCAAGUCAUGUGUUCCAUGCCAAGCGCGGUCUUCCAUUAGACCUAGGGAGCCGCUUCACCCAAGGUACGUACGCGAGGUUGGGGCGGUCGUGCAUUUGGACUUAUUGGCAAUGCCGCUGGGAGUAGGUGGGUAUAACUUCAUCUUCGAUGCACGAGACAACCUCUCCUGUUUUGUAGAUGGCAGAGCCAUACGCACAAAAACUGGUGAGACCUUGGCUCGAUGCAUUGAGGAGUAUUACCUCCGCUAUCCUUUUGUCUCCAGAUUCGUAAUGGACAGAGGGUCCGAAUUCACUUGUGCUGAGGUAAAAGAACUGCUGAGAGGGUAUGGAGUGAUCGCAGAGUAUACUACUGCGGGGCACCCUCAAGCUAAUGCACCUGUGGAGAGGGGUCAUAGUACGAUUACGAAUCUCCUCGCUAAGUGGACGAAUGGUAGGCCAAAUCAGUGGCCUAACUUCCUAAGGGUUGCCUUCUUCGUGGAUAACAUCACUGUCAGAAGAAGCACCAACUACGCGCCAGCAACGUUGUGGUAUGGCAGACAUACGACCUCCCCUAUCGAAAGCUUCCUAAAGACUUGGAGGCGGCAGGACCUCGAGACAAACUUGUCAUUUGAGGAACUGCUAGAACUAAGGGCUCGUCAGAUUAAUGCCAUAGAGGACAUAAUUGAAAGUGCGGCGAGUAAGGUGGCUGACAGCCGACAGAGGGAUAAGUUCAGAUGGGAUAAGAUGGCAAGGGUAAGGAAGGAGUCUCUCAAGGUGGGUGACGUUGUGCUGCUAUAUGAUUCAUCCUUAGAGAAGCAGUGGUCGCGAAAGUUGGACAAGAGGUGGUUAGGACCAUAUAGGGUCGCGAGGAGUGGAGAGCAUGGGGCAUACCAGAUUGAAGAGCUGAAUGGGACUGCCUGGAAAGAUUGGGUGUCAGGCUUGAGGUUGAAGAAGUUUGUUGCUCGAGACGAGAUACAACAGAACACCUUUCAAGUAAAGGAGGCGAAGUGGGAAAAGAGAAUCAUGGACCUUGAGGCCAAGUGUGCACAGCAGGCACCUACUGCAGUGGUAGACUGGACAGAGGUCCAGAGGUUUAAGAUCAGGAAGCAGCCUGUAGAAGAGGCCUUCAAGUGUCAGAAGGUGGAAGAGAGGGCAAACGAACAGAAGGAUGAGGAAAUCCCCCUGCUAGAUAAAGAGAUGUUGCAGCCUCAGGACGCCCUAGCAAGGAUGAAGUCAGGAACCGGGGGGUUUGAGUGGAGGAUGCCCACAGUCUUGGCACAUGAGGCGAGGCCACCAGCAAAGGAUACGAUGGAUGAGGCUGCACUUUCCAUGACUCAGGAGGAGACUGUGGGGAGACAGGAGGUUCAGGAGAGUGUGGGACAGGCCAUGGCUGAGGCUGAGGAGAGGGAGGAGCGGGAGGUCUCUCAGAAGACCCCACCAUCUCAGGAUAUGCCUCUAGUUGCAGGUCUGGAGGAUGCACUGGGACCUUGGGCCACUGGAUACGGGGCAGAGGAGCGAGUGAGUGAGCAGAUGGCCCAAACAGAUGACAGAGCAGCAUGCCCCGUUCCCCCAGAGCACCGACAGCAGGAGGUCACCAGCGAGGCCACAACCGCCCCCUCAUCUGUACCCUCCCAUGCAACUGACAAGAUGGAGCAGAAAAAGUUUGGAAGAUGCUUCUACUGGAAGAGAGGCAAGCACCCACAGGAGACCUGUCCCAAAAGCCUCAAGGAUGAGGCCGAUGGUUUGUUUUCAUGGGACCCAUCUGGCGUACGCAGGGACAGAAAUGAGAACCUGAUCCUGAAGACUCGUGAUGGGAUACGAGCGAAGUUGUAUAGGCAACUGCAGGAGGGCAUGAGUGAUCAGGAACCUUGGUUAGAUAAGUUUGUCGUAGUCUACUUAGACGAUAUAGUAGUUUUCAGCAAGACCCUCCAGGAGCAUCAGGGUCAUUUGAGGGAGGUCUUGGAGAAGCUUAGAGAAGCUAACUUCAAGAUCAAUGCGAAGAAGUGCGAGUGGGCCAAGACGCAAGUCCUGUACUUGGGCCACGCACUAGACGGACAUGGCAUUAAGCCAGAGGACAAUAAGAUUGCGGCGAUUAGAGACUGGUCGAUGCCCCGCACAUUGACAGAAUUGCGGUCGUUUCUAGGCCUAGUUAACUACUAUAGGAAGUUCGUGUCAAACUUCUCCACUAUCGCCGCUCCCUUGCACAAGUUGCUAAAGAAAGAAGCAAUCUGGCAAUGGGACAAAGACUGUACGGCUGCGCUAAAGAAGUUAAAGCGCGCAUUGAUAGAAUAUCCUGUCCUCAAAGUUGCAGAUCCGUCUUUGCCAUUUGUCGUCACCACGAACGCGAGUCAGUAUGGGAUAGGCGUCGUGUUACAGCAGGAAGACGACAAUGGCUAUAGACCCGUAGAGUUCAUGUCAACGAGGAUGCCCUCAGAGAAGGUAGCUAUCUCAACGUACGAGAGAGAACUCUACGCUCUCAGGCAGGCCUUAGAGCACUGGAAGCAUUACCUGCUUGGGAGACACUUCAAAGUGUAUUCUGACCAUGAAACACUUACAUGGUUAAAGACUCAGGCCAAGAUGACACCUAAGCUAACUAGGUGGGCCGCUGAAAUAGACCAGCAUGACUUUGAGCUUAAGCCAGUGAAAGGCAAGUAUAACGUAGUUGCGGACGCUCUGAGUAGGAGAUCAGACUACUUUGGAGCCAUAGUACAUUAUCUGGAUAUAGGGAGAGACCUGCAGGAGAAAGUCAAGCAAGCGUAUGCGCAGGACCCUAUCUAUAGUGACCUCCUCAAGAGAGUUAAGGAGGCCCCAGAGACCGAACCACAUUACCACACUACAGAAGGAUUACUGUUUGAGAAGACAGAUGUAUUCGACCGCCUAUGCGUUCCCAAUAGUGAGGAAGUCCGCAGUCUAAUACUAGGAGAAUGCCAUGACACAAAGGGAUACUUCGGUUGGCAGAAGACAUUAGCCAACCUGAUGUGUGCGUACACCUGGCCGGGGAUGAAGAAUGACUGCAUAAAGGUAGAGACGCGUACGAGGACGGGUACCUCGCCCUACACGGCCGAGCAGGAAGCAAAGGCGGCCGCGAUCUUGAAAGAGAGGAGAGAAAAGGAGGCCAAGAAGAAGGCCUUACUGGAGGCGCAGGCGGCGAAGUUGAAGAAGAUAGAGGAGGAGAUGGCUAGAGAGAAGGAGAGGCUGAAGAAAGAAGAAGAAGCGAAGUUAAAGGAAGUGGAAGAGGAAGAAGAAGAAGAAGUAGAGGAGGAGCCACUGGAGAGAGGAAGAAGAGGAAACAGAGGGGAGUCCAGUGAGACAAAGGAAGAUCUGAUGGAGAAGAAGAUUUCGGAGUGGGUUGCAGGACUAACCCUGGGAGAAGAUGAGGAGGCGCUAAUGUAUGUGCCCAGGGAGGAGCAGGAGGCGGCCGUGCGAGAGUGGGAAGCUGAAGGAGACCCACUCAAGCGGCAAGUGCUCGAAGAUGAGAAGAGGAUGGAGUGGAAGUUCCGCCUCACUAGGGAGAGGAAGAGGAGAAUGGAGGCGGCAACCGAGGCGGCGCAAGAGUUGGAAGAGAUUAGGAAGCAGAAGGAUCAAAUGGCGGUCCAAGUAGAUUUAUUGGGGAAGGUAGAGAUCCUGGCCAAGAACGUGGAACGCCCGGCAAUGGUUCAGGAGGAGCAGCUUUUAUUUGGUAGAGGCCAGGACAUUGUCGUGCAUUCGAUACGGUCGGGACUUAGGGACUUUGCUCGGGAGUUGGCCAUGCAGAUGGGCUCGCAUGUGACAGCCCGCCUCGAGGGCACUGAACGAUACUGUGUUGGUGCCAUUGAGGGCGCCAAGUUGAUUGCCCCAAAGGAAGAAGAAGCAUGUCCCCAUGUCUUGCGCAGUGUCAGAGCCUCUGAUCGAUUGCAGACCAUCCACUCUCGUCAGUGGAGGAGUGCCAAGGCACUCAAGGGAGUAAUGGACGAGUUAGUGGCUACCCCUGACCAUGGGGUCACAGAGACCCAACUGGUCAACCUCUUCUACCGGUCUAUGCCCGAGUCGUUGCGUGGGCACUUGUUUGAGAAGAGCCAGCAACCUACCAUGACCUACGACGCAUUGAGUAGGGAAGUGGUAGCGUUUGAAGCGAAGUUUGUGUCAGUUUCCACUUUCUGGCACAAGGAUUUGGACAAGGGAAAAAGGUGGAAGGGUCGCACUAUCUCAGGGCAGGUGAAGACAAAGGAUAGCCUGAUCCUUACCUUAGAUGAGGGUAGUGUUGACGAGAUCCCCUACGACCAGAUAGAGUGGGUGCUGGAGGACGUGGACAGCGGCGCGAGUCAAGGGAGAACUUACGCGACUGUCGCGGCCGGAGGGAGGCCGCAAGGAGGAGGACGGGGCCAGGGCCAAGGGGGCCGGGCCUCAGGGAACUGUUCUCAGGGCGAAUAGGGGGUUGGCGGCAGAGGAGGAAAUCGCCAAGCGGGAGGAAGGGGUCAAGGUCCCCCGCAAAACCAGUAUGGGAAUA
Molecule: messenger RNA, 9777 nt
Organism: Chara braunii
Lineage: Eukaryota; Viridiplantae; Streptophyta; Charophyceae; Charales; Characeae
Source: the annotation of a GenBank genome assembly